Molecule: messenger RNA, 5656 nt
Organism: Equus caballus (horse)
Lineage: Eukaryota; Metazoa; Chordata; Mammalia; Perissodactyla; Equidae
Gene: MROH1
Product: maestro heat like repeat family member 1
Cellular component (GO): cytoplasm
Molecular function (GO): protein binding
Source: RefSeq, a predicted model, not a curated record
UCCCCGGAGAGCAGGAGGCCCGCGUCCUAGCCCCUGCCUCUCUCCUUCCGCGGGACCCAGGCGCUCCUCUCGCAACCCCGCGAGCCCCGGAGCACGGAGCCGUCGUGUUCUUCCCGUUUCCUCCCUGGCGUUAAAGGAGGCGAUCCAGAGCAGGGGGUAAUUUGUCCGAAGUCACGAGGAUACUGGUCAGAGAGUGUAGGUCGUAAAGCUGCAAGGCCGUAGGAAGUCCUGCUCUCAGGCAAGAUGCUUUCCAGGAAGAAAAGGGAAACACCUUGCUGAUGCCACCAUCUUCAAACCAGAGUCGUCUCCAUCUGCUUUCUGUCUGCCCAGGAUCCCUGAAAAUUUCUGGUUUGAGAAGAAGCUGUCUGUGUUCACAGUGGGCGAGAGAAAGUUGAGACUACCGCAAUGACCGAGUCCUACGUGAAGAAGCUGUCCACCAUCCUGCUGGACGCCGUCACCGAUAAGGACCCGCUGGUGCAGGAACAGGUGUGCAGUGCCCUGUGCGCACUUGGAGACUCGCAGCCGGAGGAAGCGCUCAGGGCGUGGGAGGAGUACCUCCGGCAGCACGGAAAGCUGGCACAUCCAUACCGGACGAUGAUCCUGAGGGCCAUGGAGGUGGUUGUGAGCAAUCACAUCAGUGAGCUGGACAAGGACAUGGCCAGGGCCAUCAUCCUCCUGGCCUCCAGCGAGAUGACCAAGGCGAAGGAAUUGGUUUAUGACUGGCAGCAGGCUGCCAGCAACGUCCUUGUGGCUGUGGGAAAGAGGUUCAUUGGCCGAGUGAUGGAAGAGAUGCUGAGCAAGUUCCAGCCUGGGAUCCUGCCCCACUGUUUUGUUGUGCAGACGCUCGCCAACCUCUCUGUCUCCAAUGUGUUCGGCAUGGUGCCCUUCCUGACGUCCAUCCUGAACACCAUGCUGCCCAUGCUGGGCAUGGCCAAGCACGACACGAUGCGGGUGGUGUUCUGCUGUGCUCUGCAGCACUUCAGCGAGAGCACCCUGGAGUAUCUGGCCAACCUGGACCAAGCCCCUGACCCCACGGUCAGGAAGGAUGCCUUUGCCACCGACAUCUUCAGUGCCUACCACAUCCUCUUUCACAACUGGCUGCAGAGCCGUGAAGCCAAGCUCCGGCUUGCUGUGGUGGAGGCCCUGGGGCCCAUGAGUCACCUGCUGCCCAGCGAGAAGCUGGAGGAACAGCUCCCCAAGCUCCUGCCCGGAGUCCUCGCUCUCUACAGGAAGCAUGCUGAGACCUUCCACGUGUCCAAGAGCCUGGGCCAGAUCCUUGAGGCAGCUGUGAGCGUGGGCAGCCGCACGCUGGAGGUCCAGCUCGACUCACUUCUGGCUGCUCUGCAUGCUCAGGUUUGUGUGCCUGUGGAGUCAUCAAGCCCGGUGGUAAUGAACAACCAGAAAGAGGUGCUGCGCUGCUUCACAGUGCUGGCUUGCUGCUCACCUGACCGCCUGCUGUCCUUCCUGCUACCCAAGCUGGACGCCAGCAAUGAGAGGACCCGUGUGGGCACCUUGCAGGUCCUGAGGCACAUCAUCAACUCGGCCGCUGCUCAGAUGGAAGUUAAGAAGCCCUUUAUUCUCUCCUCCUUGAGGCUUCCUCUCCUGGACACCAACAGCAAGGUGAAGCGGGCUGUGGUACAGGUGAUCAGUGCCAUGGCCCACCAUGGCUACCUGGAGCAGCCUGGAGGCGAGGCGAUGAUCGAGUACAUCGUGCAGCAGUGUGCGCUGUCCCCCGAGACUGAGAGGCCGGGCCCUGACAGCGAGGACCCCACAGCCAACAGCGUGCGGGCCGUCAGCAUCAGCACCCUUUACCUGGUCAGCACCACUGUGGACAGGAUGAGCGACGUUCUCUGGCCCUACUUGCUCGAGUUCCUCACCCCCUUGCGCUUCACUGGGGCGCUGACCCCACUGUGCAAGAGCCUCGUGCACCUCGCCCAGAAGAGGCAGGAGGUGGGGGCUGAUGCCCUCCUCAUCCAGUACGAUGACAGCAAAGCCUCGCCUAGGACAGCAGACAGGCUGGGACACUGCAGACAGCCCUCUGAGUGUUUCCACCAUCUCUUUCCAGGGACCCUUCCGUCUCCCUACGCCAUAACCACGAGGCUUCUGGCUGUGUCUUCCAACCCCUACCUGGGGGAUGGCCGCGGGGUGGCCUCGCUGCGCCUGCUGAGCGUCCUGCACCGUGACAUCCACCCUUUGCUGGGUCAGCGGUGGGCCACAACUAUCCCCCUGCUGCUGGACUACCUGGAUGGUGAGGCCCCUGGAGAAUAUACUGAGGAGAGCUUGUCACAGAAGGAAUGGGAGGAAAAGCUGCUGAUGUUCCUUCGGGACACUCUGACUGUUGUGUCUGACAACACGUGGACCUGCCAGCUGAGCCUGGAGAUGUGCAAGCAGCUCCCCUGCUACAGCGAGACACCCCGGGAGAAGAACUUCCUGUAUAAAUGCAUAGGAACCACCCUGGGCGCCACCUCGAGGAAGGAGGUGGUGAGAGAGCAUCUGCAGGAGCUGCUGGAGACAGCCCGAUACCAGGAGGAGGCUGAGCGCGAGGGCCUCGCCCAUUGCUUUGGGAUCUGUGCCAUCUCCCACCUGGACGACACCCUGGCUCAGCUGGAGGACUUUGUAAAGUCAGAUGUGUUCAGAAAAUCUGUCGGCAUUUUCAACAUUUUUAAGGAUCGAAGUGAGAAUGAGGUGGACAAAGUGAAGAGCGCACUGAUCCUUUGUUACGGGCACGUGGCGGCGCAGGCCCCCCGUGAGCUGGUGCUAGCCAAGGUCGAGUCGGACAUCCUGCGGAACGUGUUCCAGUGCUUCCACACCAAGGUUCUGGGCAUAAAGGUAGAGACCAAGGACCCAGCCCUGAAGCUGUGCCUCGUUCAGACUGUGUGCAUGGCUAGCCAGGCCAUUUGCAGCAGUGCACAAGCCGGCUCCUUCCACUUCUCACAGAAAGCAGAGCUGGUGGCACAGAUGAUGGAGUUCAUCAGGGCAGAGCCCCCAGACUCCCUGAGGACACCCAUUCGGAAGAAGGCCAUGCUUGCCUGCACUUACCUGGUCUCCCUGGAGCCGGCGCUGGAAGAGCAGACGCAGGCAGAUGUGAUCCAUGGCUGUCUGCACAGCAUCAUGGCUGUGGUGCCCGUGCCUGAGGGGGAAGAUGGCCACCAGGAGUCUCUCUACCUGGAUACCGUGCACGCCCUUGAGGAUCUGCUGACGAGCCUCCUUCGGCGAAACAUGACUCCCCAGGGCCUGCAGAUCAUGGUGGAGCACCUGAGCCCGUGGAUCAAGUCCCCGAGGGGCCACGAGCGGACACGGGCGCUUGGCCUGAGCGCCUGCCUGCUGCGCUUCUUCCUGGAGCACCUGCACAUCAGCGCUCUGGUGCCCUUCCACAACCUGGGCCUCCUUGUCGGCCUGUUCUCCCCACGGUGUGCGGACCUGUGGUCUGCCACCCGCCAGGAGGCUGUGAGCUGCGUCUACUCCCUGCUCUACCUCCAGCUGGGCUAUGAGGGCUUCUCCCGAGACUACCGCGAUGAUGUGGCUGAGCGGCUCCUCACCCUCAAAGAUGGCCUCGUGCACCCCGACCCUGCUAUCCUUCUUCACACCUGCCACAGCAUAGCCCAGAUUAUUGGGAAGCGCCUCCCACCAGAUCAGCUAAUCAGCCUCUUGCUAACCAUGUUUGAGGGCCUGGGAGAUCCCGACAAGAACUGCUCCCGAGCUGCUACCGUCAUGAUCAACAGCCUGCUGAAGGAGCGGGGCAACAUGCUCCUGGAGAAGGUGCCCGAGAUCGUGAGUGUGCUGCGCUCCAAGCUCCAGGAGACCCGAGAGGAGUAUGUCCUGCAGGCUGCACAGCACAGCGUGUACCUCCUGGCGUCCCAGCACCGCACGGCCGUGGUCUCCAGCCUCCUGGGCAGCCCCCUGCCCUUUGACAGCCACACCUGCACCCUGUGGCGGGCACUGGCCGUGGAGCCCAGCCUCACCACGCAGGUCCUGGGGCUGCUCCUGGAGAAGAUGAGCAGAGACGUCCCAUUCAAAGAGAGCCGGGCCUGCCUGCUGAGCUGCUCUCCUGACCGCGUGGCCACGCUGCUGCCCCUCGCAGCCACCUGUGCGCUGCGCGAGGUCACCUCAGCUCCGGCGUCCGGGCCUGCGGUGCUGGAGCUCUACCCCCAGCUGUUUGUGGCGCUCCUGCUGCGCAUCAGCUGCACCGUGGGCGUCCAGCUGCCCCGGAACCUGCAGGCCAAGGAGAAGAGAAGCGCCGGCUCGGCUCUGGCCCCCAGGAACCUUGAGCCCUGCAGCUCCGCAGUGGAUGCCCUGCAGACCAUGCUGCUCCGAGGUGGUAAUGAGGACGUGGUGCAGCGUAUGGAGCUGGAGGGAGCCUGGGAGCUGCUCAGGACCUCAGCAGGGCACGAGGAGGGCGUCGCCCGGCUGGCGAGUGCCAUGGCAAAGUUUGCAGGCCCCCGGCUGCCCCUGGUGAUGAAGGAGCUCGUGAACUCACAGAGCAGUGUUUACGAGAUCCAGAGGGUCACCUCCACAGCCUUCCUUGCUGAGCACCUCUGCCUCCAGCUGCUCAACAGCAACGUGGUGAAUGACCUGAUGCUUUUGGAGUCGUUGCUGGACAACCUGGCGGCCCGGCAGAAGGACACAUGUGCCAGUGUACGGCGGCUGGUGCUCCGUGGCCUAGCCAACAUCGCCUCCAGCUCCCCCGAUAAGGUUCGGGCCCAUGGCCCCCAGCUCCUAACAGCCAUGAUCGGUGGGCUAGACGACGGGGACGACCGGCACAGCCUGGUGGCCCUGGAGGCCAUGGUGGGCCUUGCGAGGCUGCUGGACCUGGUGGAGCCCCGGGACCUGCGCCCUGUGCUGCUGCACGUUGCCAUCCGCAUCCGGCCCUUCUUUGACAGUGAGAAGAUGGAGUUCCGUUCUGCGUCCAUCCGCCUCUUUGGGUAUCUCAACAAGGCCUGCCAUGGGGACUGUGAGGAUGUCUUCCUGGAGCAGGUCGUUGGUGGGCUGGCGCCCCUGCUGCUGCACCUGCGGGACCCCCAGGCGCCUGUGGCCAGUGCCUGCAGGUUUGCCCUGCGCAUGUGUGGCCCCAACCUGGAGUGUGAGGAGCUGGCGGCCGCCUUCCAGAAGCACCUGCAGGAGGGCUGGAGCCUGCACUUUGGUGAAUUCCUCAACACCACCUGCAAGCACCUGAUGCACCACUUCCCGGACCUGCUGGGCCGCCUGGUGAGCACCAGCCUGUUCUACUUCAAAAGCAGCUGGGAGGACAUCCGUGCUGCUGCCCCCAUGCUCACGGGGUUCCUGGUGCUGCACGUAGAGCCAGAGCACCGGCUGCAAGUGGACCUGGAGCAGCUCACUGCGGCACUCCAGCUCCUGCUCAAGGACCCAGCCCCCGCCGUGCGCAUGAAGGCCGCCGAGACCCUGGGCCGCCUGGUGAAGUUCGCCUGAGGCUCCCCCAGCGGCGCUGCUGUCCCCACCAGCAAUGCCAGCCCAGGCCGUGUCCGGGCCUGAACCUCCGAGACAGGCCUGAGGAGCCCCUGCUGGAGAGCAGACUGCGGAGCCGCCUGGCCCCUGUGGGGGUCAAACACCUGCCCCUCGAGGAGGCUGCUGGAGGCCAAGUGGGAUGGGGGCCAGUCAGUGUCCUACUCAGUUGCCAAUAAAGCCCUUUGCUCCUCAG